Scomber japonicus (chub mackerel) is the source of this 3192-nucleotide messenger RNA. RefSeq names its product zinc finger protein 658B-like. The coding region runs from base 1 to 3138 and encodes 1045 amino acids. Gene Ontology annotation, molecular function: DNA-binding transcription factor activity; RNA polymerase II cis-regulatory region sequence-specific DNA binding. Lineage: Eukaryota; Metazoa; Chordata; Actinopteri; Scombriformes; Scombridae. The transcript has 4 exons. Gene Ontology annotation, biological process: regulation of transcription by RNA polymerase II. The record is from RefSeq and is a predicted model, not a curated record.
AUGCGGUUUCAAUGGCAGCCGUCGAGGCUUCCGUACCGUGUGUGUGGUAAACUGGGUCGGAAGGACAGAGACAGUCUGCUGGAUUUUACUGUCCAGGAUCACAACAAGAGAGGAAUGGACGAGAACCAGGACCCAGAGCACUGCACUGAUAACACCGUUAAAAUGGAAGAAUCAGACCCAGUAGCUGUUACCACCGAUAAACAGAAACGUAAAAGAAGAAAGGGACUCAAACAUCACUGCUGUCAAGACUGUGACGAAGCCUUCACAAAAUCAGCAUAUUUAAAGAUCCAUCAACGCAUUCACACUGGAGAGAAGCCAUACAGCUGUGACCAGUGUGGGAAAACCUUCACUACAAAUGGCCAGCUUAAAAUCCACCAAUACAUACACACUGGAGAGAAGCCAUACAGCUGUGACCAAUGUGGGAAAACUUUCGCUACAAAUGGUGAUCUUAAAAUCCACCAAUACAUACACUCUGGAGAGAAGCCAUACAGCUGUGACCAAUGUGGGAAAACCUUCGCUACAAAUGGCCAGUUUAAAAUCCAUCAACGCAUUCACACUGGAGAGAAGCCGUACAGCUGUGACCAAUGUGGGAAAACUUUCUCUACAGGUGGUAUUCUAAAAGCCCAUCGACGCAUUCACACUGGAGAGAAGCUGUACAGCUGUGACCAAUGUGGGAAAACCUUUGCUACAAAUGGCAAUCUUAAAACCCACCAAUACAUUCACAAUGGAGAGAAGCCGUACAGCUGUGACCAAUGUGGGAAAACCUUCGCUACAAAUAGCCAUCUUAAAACCCACCAAUACAUUCACAAUGGAGAGAAGCCGUACAGCUGUGACCAAUGUGGGAAAACCUUUACUUCAAAUAGCCAUCUUAAAACCCACCAAUACAUACACACUGGAGAGACGCCAUACAGCUGUGACCAGUGUGGGAAAACUUUCGCUACAAAUGGUGAUCUUAAAAUCCACCAAUACAUACACACUGGAGAGAAGCCAUACAGCUGUGACCAGUGUGGGAAAACUUUCGCUACAAAUGGCCGGCUUAAAAGCCACCAACACAUUCACACUGGAGAAAAGCCGUACAGCUGUGACCACUGUGGGGAAACCUUCGCUUCAAAUAGCCUACUUAAAAGCCACCAACACAUUCACACUGGAGAAAAGCCGUACAGCUGUGACCAAUGUGGGAAAACCUUUGCUUCAAAUGGCAAUCUUAAAACCCACCAAUACAUUCAUACUGGAGAAAAGCGGUACAGCUGUGACCAAUGUGGGAAAACCUUCGCUACAAAUGGCCAGCUUAAAAGCCACCAACACAUUCACACUGGAGAAAAGCCGUACAGCUGUGACCAAUGUGGGAAAACCUUCUCUCAUAAUGGCAAUCUUAAAAUCCAUCAACGAAUUCACACUGGAGAAAAGCCGUACAGCUGUGACCAAUGUGGGAAAACCUUCGCUACAAAUGGCCAGCUUAAAAGCCACCAACACAUUCACACUGGAGAAAAGCCGUACAGCUGUGACCACUGUGGGGAAACCUUCGCUUCAAAUAGCCUACUUAAAAGCCACCAACACAUUCACACUGGAGAAAAGCCGUACAGCUGUGACCAAUGUGGGAAAAUCUUCGCUUCAAAUAGCCAGCUUAAAAGCCACCAACACAUUCACACUGGAGAAAAGCCGUACAGCUGUGACCAAUGUGGGAAAACCUUCUCUAAAAAUUGCAAUCUUAAAAUCCACCAACACAUUCACACUGGAGAAAAGCCGUACAGCUGUGACCAAUGUGGGAAAACAUUCGCUACAAAUGGCCAGCUUAAAAGCCACCAAUACAUACACACUGGAGAAAAGCUGUACAGCUGUGACCAAUGUGGGAAAACGUUCUCUACAGGCGGUGCUCUAAAAGCCCAUCUACGCAUUCACACUGGAGAGAAGCCGUACUGGUGUGACCAAUGUGGGGAAACUUUCACUCAAGACAGUACUUUAAGAAGCCACCAGCGUAUUCACACUGGAGAGAAGCCGUACAGCUGUAAGCAAUGUGGAAUAUGUUUCGCUGACGCCAGGUCCCUAAAAAGACAUCAACGUAUUCAUACGGUCGAGAAUCCGUACUGGUCCAUCUUUUAUGGGGUGGUCAGCUGGAGCAGCAGCAGCACCUCGGUGGCGGACAGGAAGAGACUGGAUAAACUCAUUAAGAAGGCCAGGUCGAAAGUGUUACUGUCUCCGAGUAGUGAAGAGGUGUCUGCAACCAGGAACUCGGAUAACUCUUGGAAACUUAAAAGAAGAAAGGGACUCCAACAUCACUGCUGUCAACACUGUGACAAAACCUUCACAACAGCAGAAUACUUACAGAUUCAUCAGAGAGUUCACACUGGAGACAAGCUGUACUGCUGUGACCAAUGUGGGAAAACUUUCACUCGAAACAUGACUCUAAAAGUCCACCAACGCAUUCACACUGGGGAGAAGCCAUACUGGUGUGACCAAUGUGGGAAAACCUUUCCUUACGGCAGUUCCUUAAGAUAUCACAAACACAUUCACGCUGGAGAGAAGCUGUACAACUGUGACCAAUGUGGGAAAACUUUCAGUCAAAGCAUGACUCUAAAGGUCCACCAACGCAUUCACACUGGAGAGAAGCCGUACUGGUGUGAGCUAUGUGGGAAAACUUUUGUUUACGGCAGUUCCUUAAGGAGUCACAAACGCAUUCACAGUGGAGAGAAGCCGUACAGCUGUGACCAAUGUGGGAAAACCUUCAAUCGAAAGAUGACUCUAAAAGUCCACCAACGCGUUCACACUGGACAGAAGCCAUACAGCUGUGACCAAUGUGGGAAAACUUUUGCUACAAAUGACCAGCGUAAAGUCCACCAAUACAUUCACACUGGAGAAAAGCUGUACAGCUGUGACCAAUGUGGGAAAACCUUUGCUACAAAUGGCCAACGUAAAAGCCACCAACACAUUCACACUGGAGAAAAGCCGUACAGCUGUGACCAAUGUGGGAAAACCUAUACUACAAAUGGCCAGCUUAAAAGACACCAACACAUUCACACUGGGGAGAAUCCGUACAGCUAUGACCAAGGUGGCAAAAAUGUCCCUUCUGUCAAGGCCCUAAAAAGACAUCAACUUAUUCACCCAGGAGAGAAGCCGUACUGGUGUGAGCCACUCAACUAAUCAAGUGAGUGAUCUAAAAGGCACCAACUCAGUCAUUCAGCAUUGUGUUAGCAG